UGUGUAAUCAUAUACGGAAGAUGAGCAUGCCCACACUUUGUGGCUGCUACUGAAGGUUGGAGCAUUGCGGUGUACCCAUCAAUGAAUAGCCAGAUGAGUAGCACUGUUAAGAUAGAGUACUUACAGGAUAUUGAGUUAACAGAGUCUGGUAGAAGCACCGUAUCCUCAGCAAGUGGGAGCCAAGUGCCAAGUUUUCAUGGUGUUUCAAUUGGGAAUUCUGAUCAUUAUGUUAGCAAUGGGGUUGUCGAGAAUGACUUGCAACAAAGGGAUACCAUUGAGAGAUUACCAACCUUUGAACGGAUUACUACUGCUUUACUGGAUGAAGUUGACGAUGGCAAAACAGGAAAUAAACAAGCAGAUGUUAAAGGUAAAAGAAUAGUUAAUGUUGCAAAGCUUGGAGCUCAAGACCGGCAUAUGUUGAUUGAGAAGCUCAUCAAGCAUAUUGAAAAUGAUAAUCUCCAAUUGCUGCAGAAGCUUAGAGAAAGACUUGACCAGGUUGGUGUAGAGUUUCCCACGGUGGAAGUGAGAUACAGAAGUCUCUGUGUUGAAGCAGAAUGUGAGGUGGUUCAUGGCAAGCCUCUCCCUACUCUUUGGAGCACUGCCAAGGGCAUGCUUUCUGGGAUUGCCAAUCUGUCUUGUUUGAGACAAAGAGCCAAGAUAAGCAUACUAAAAGAUGUCAGAGGCAUCAUUAAGCCAAGAACGAUGACUUUACUGCUUGGCCCUCCAGGGUGUGGCAAAACCACAUUGUUGUUGGCGCUCGCUGGGAAACUGAGCCAUUCCCUCGAACUUUCAGGGGAAUUAUCUUACAAUGGUUAUGGAUUGGGAGAGUUUGUUCCUCAGAAAACUUCAGCUUAUGUAAGCCAAUAUGAUCUGCACAUUCCAGAGAUGACAGUGAGGGAAACAAUUGAUUUUUCUGCAUGUUGUCAGGGCAUAGGAAGCCGAGCAGAAAUCUUGAUGGAAGUCAUUAGAAGGGAGAAGCAAGCAGGGAUACACCCAGACUCUGAUGUGGAUACUUACAUGAAGGGAAUAUCAGUCGAAGGACUAAAAAGUACCCUUCAAACAGACUAUAUUUUGAAGAUUCUAGGACUUGAUAUUUGUUCUGAUACAAUGAUUGGGGAUGCUAUGAGAAGAGGUAUCUCAGGUGGUCAGAAGAAAAGGCUGACUACAGGGGAAAUGAUUGUCGGUCCCACAAAAGCAUUAUUCAUGGAUGAAAUAUCAAAUGGCUUAGACAGUUCCACCACUUCCCAGAUUGUAUCUUGUCUGCAGCAGAUGGCACAUGUUACUCAUGAUACUGUAUUGAUUUCGCUUCUGCAGCCAGCACCAGAGACCUUUGAUCUCUUUGAUGACGUCAUUUUGAUGGCUGAAGGAAAGAUUGUUUAUCAUGGUCCACGUUCUAGUAUUUGCAAAUUUUUUGAGGACUGUGGAUUUAGGUGUCCUGAAAGAAAAGGUGUCGCUGAUUUUCUUCAGGAGGUCAUCUCUAGGAAAGAUCAAGCACAAUAUUGGUACUGCAAAGAGCAGCCUUACAGUUACGUUUCCAUUGACGAGUACGUUAAGAAAUUCAAAGAAAGUGAAUUUGGACAGAAGCUUGAUGAGGAGCUCUCAAAGCCAUUUGCUAAGUCUGAAAGCCACAAGACUGCUUUAUCCUUCGAAAAGUAUUCAUUACCAAAAUGGGAAUUGUUUAAAGUUUGCAGUACGAGGGAAUUUCUUUUAAUGAAAAGGAAUUAUUUUAUUUACGUAUUCAAAUCUGUGCUGCUAGUGUUCAUUGCUUCGGUUACAAUGACUGUUUUACUGCGCACAAGAAUGGCUGUUGAUCCAAUCCAUGCAAAUUAUUACAUGGGAGCUUUAUUCUAUGCCCUCAUAAUUAUACUAGUCGAUGGACUUCCAGAAUUGCUGAUGACUGUCUCAAGGCUUGCAGUUUUCAAUAAACAAAGAGAGUUAUGCUUUUACCCUGCUUGGGCUUAUGCGAUCCCUGCUGCUAUCCUUAAAGUUCCACUUUCAUUCUUAGAAGCCUUUGUUUGGACAACUCUUACUUACUAUGUCAUUGGUUACAGCCCUGAGGUUUCAAGGUUUUUCCGCCAGUUCCUUCUGUUCUUUUUGGUACACCUAACAUCUACAUCAAUGUAUCGUUUUAUUGCCUCAAUCUUCCAAACCGUAGUUGCCUCAACACUAGCUGGCAGUCUCAUUGUAUUGAUUGUUUUACUAUUUGGUGGAUUUUUAAUCCAAAAACCCUCUAUGCCUGCUUGGCUGGAAUGGGGAUUUUGGUUUUCUCCAUUGACAUAUGGGGAGAUCGGCCUGACUGUGAAUGAGUUUCUUGCCCCUAGAUGGGGAAAGGUUGUGUCUGCUAAUGCAACCAUAGGGCAACGGAUACUAGAAAGCCGUGGAUUAAACUUUCACAGUUACUUUUAUUGGAUAUCAGUUGGUGCCCUAAUUGGAUUUACUGUACUUUUCAACGUUGGUUUUACUUUGGCUUUAACCUUCUUGAAAUCUCCGGGUAAAACUCGUGCUAUUAUUUCUUACGAAAAGUACAAUCGACUGCAAGGAAAAAUAGAUGGUGGUGUUUGUGUUGGCAAAAACAAGACACCGACCAGUGCUUGUUCUAAAUCUAGUACAGGACCUAACAAAGGGAGGCUGGUUUUACCCUUUGAGCUCCUUACGUUUACAUUUAAAGAUGUUCAGUACUAUGUUGAUACCCCUUUGGAAAUGAGAAAGCGAGGUUUUUUGCCAAAGAGGCUCCAGCUUCUUUCUGACAUUACAGGUGCAUUCAGGCCCGGUAUUCUUACAGCACUGAUGGGUGCUAGUGGAGCUGGGAAAACGACUCUUAUGGAUGUUCUCUCCGGAAGGAAAACUCUUGGUACUAUUGAAGGAGAGAUAAGAAUCGCUGGGUACCUGAAGGUUCAGGAUACAUUUGCUAGGAUAUCAGGCUAUUGUGAGCAAACUGACAUACAUUCACCGCAAAUUACUGUAGAAGAAUCUUUGGUUUAUUCUGCUUGGUUGCGGCUUCCACCUGAGAUCCCUGCGGAAAAAAAAUUCGAGUUUGUAAAUGAAGUCCUUGAAACCAUUGAGCUCGAUGGGAUUAAGGAUGCUUUAGUAGGAAUCCCCGGAAUUAGUGGUUUAUCUACCGAGCAGCGUAAACGACUGACUAUAGCUGUAGAACUUGUUGCCAAUCCAUAUAUCAUAUUUAUGGAUGAACCAACUUCCGGAUUAGAUGCAAGAGCAGCAGCAGUUGUUAUGAGAGCAGUGAAGAACGUAGCUGAAACAGGAAGAACAGUCGUUUGCACCAUUCACCAGCCAAGCAUUGAUAUUUUUGAGGCAUUUGAAGAGCUGCUUCUAAUGAAACUUGGAGGACGCAUUAUCUAUUUUGGGCCAGUAGGUCAAUUCUCAAGCAAAGUGAUCGAAUAUUUUGAGAGUAUUCCUGGGGUGCCUAAGAUUGAAGACAAGUAUAAUCCAGCAACAUGGAUGUUAGAGGUUACUUCUAGAUCUGCAGAGGCUGAACUUGGUGUAGAUUUUGCACAAAUUUAUCGAGAGUCCACCUUGUACAAGGAGAACAAACAGCUAGUUGAGCAAUUGAGUUCACCAAUCUCCGGUUCAAAGGACUUGCAUUUUCCCAGCCGAUUUCCACAGAAUGGUUGGGAGCAGCUCAAAGCAUGCAUUUGGAAACAGAACCUGUCAUAUUGGAGAAGUCCUGCAUAUAAUCUCAUACGCAUUUUUUAUAUUUUUUCGGGAUCUGUUCUAUUUGGUCUACUGUUCUGGCAGCAAGGAAAACGAAUAGAAAACCAUCAAGACCUGUUUAAUAUACUUGGUUCCAUGUACUCUGCAAUAAUCUUCUUCGGUAUAAGCAAUUGCUCAGGAGUCCUGCCACGCAUUGCAGCAGAGCGGGCUGUCAUGUACAGGGAAAGAUUUGCAGGAAUGUACUCUUCAUGGGCCUAUUCAUUUGCACAGGUGCUAGUCGAGGUUCCGUACUUGCUCGCUCAAGCAAUUAUUUAUGUGACCAUAACACAUACAAUGAUCGGCUAUUCCUUGUCUCCCUAUAAGAUAUUCUGGUCUGUCUAUGGGAUGUUCUGUACAUUGCUUUCCUUCAACUACCUUGGAAUGCUGCUCAUAUCAGUGACACCAGACAUUCAACUGGCUUCAGCUUUAACCUCACCUUUUUACACAAUGCUGCAUCUAUUUUCCGGGUUCUUUGUCCCGAGAACUUAUAUUCCAAAGUGGUGGAUUUGGUUGUACUAUAUUAGUCCCACAUCCUGGCAACUGAAUGGUUUGUUCACUUCACAAUAUGGAGAUCUGGAGAAAGAAAUAACAGUAUUUGGCCAGACUAAAAGUGUUGCUGCUUUUUUACAAGAUUACUUCGGUUUUCACCGCAACUUCUUGAGUGUUGUUGCUGUCGUCCUUAUAAUCUUUCCCAUUAUCUUUGCUUCUCUUUUUGCUUAUUUCAUUGGAAGGCUGAACUUCCAGAAAAGGUGAAUUAUGAUGUACGGAUCUCUCUGUCGACGCAUCUUAAUCGCCUUCAUUCCAUUUUAUUUCUGUAUAUGGAGAUACAGCAUUUAUUUUAUGAGUGACAUGUAUCCUCUCCCUGGUUUUUCCUCCA
Populus trichocarpa (black cottonwood) is the source of this 4585-nucleotide messenger RNA. Its product is annotated as pleiotropic drug resistance protein 3. The record is from RefSeq and is a predicted model, not a curated record. NCBI's taxonomy places the organism in Eukaryota, Viridiplantae, Streptophyta, Magnoliopsida, Malpighiales, Salicaceae. The transcript has 24 exons. Bases 82 to 4461 code for a protein of 1459 amino acids. Gene Ontology annotation, cellular component: membrane. Gene Ontology annotation, molecular function: ATP binding; ATP hydrolysis activity; ABC-type transporter activity.